Botrytis fragariae is the source of this 1044-nucleotide messenger RNA. RefSeq lists its product as uncharacterized. Lineage: Eukaryota; Fungi; Ascomycota; Leotiomycetes; Helotiales; Sclerotiniaceae. The transcript is spliced from 7 exons. The record is from RefSeq and is a predicted model, not a curated record. Bases 1 to 1044 code for a protein of 347 amino acids.
AUGUUGAUUCAAAAUUUAGCGAAGCUGUUGCUUCCUCUUACUGUCCUAACAGGUCAAGUCCUUGCCGUCGACCCAACUCCAGCUGAUAAGGCAAAAUGGGAUGCAGUAUGCAAACAAAAACCGACUGGACAAUGUGUCGCUCCUCCAGUUACAAACUGUUAUUGGGGUCCAUAUACCGAUCCAAAAACAAACCAACCUGGAUGCUGCGGUAAAGACAAGGGGACUUUCAGCGUUGAUCCCGUGAUCAGGACUGAAGGAGCAUGUUGCGUUGCUCCAAGUGUCUUUUCUUUCGAUGCCAAAACGAACAAAGGCGAUUGUUGCGCCCCGGGUAAAUUCUAUCAUGCCGAUCCGAACACCUUGAUUGGAAGCUGCUGUGCAAAUGACGAUGAUGUGUUCACCUGUGAUUGUUCUUGCAAGCCAAACCCAACACCUUCCUGCCCCAAGGGCGACGGAAAAGAAUUUACAGCUGGGGGCAAGAAAUACAAGCUAUAUUGUAAUUUGAGACCCGCAACUUCAUUGAGCGAUUGCAUGACCCGCUGUUCUGGGAUCAGUAACUGCGUCCGUGCAAUUUGGAAAGAAGCUACCGGAAUCUGCUAUCUACGAACUCACGGCAACAACGAUGUACCCGCAACAGCUGAUCCCUUUGAUAGUGCUCAUCUUAUCGAGGAGCCUGUUUGUCCCUGCCCGUGCCCAGGUACAACUCCAUGUCCAUCGUGCCCAACACCAGACCCCUUUCCAGAUAAAUGCCCGGCUGCUGAAGGCAAGACUACUACGGUGGGUGGAGUUGAAUACAAGGUUUAUUGUACAUUGGGCCACACAUCUGCAAAUCCAAACUUGGGAGUUUCGAGCGCAAACGAUUUGAAAGAGUGUAUGGAGCAGUGCUCUGCCAAAGUCUCACCUUUCUGUCAAGGUGUCAACUUCUAUGACGAUGGUAAUCCCACUGACAACUGUGUUUGGGCUUCUAUACACCAGAGUCCCCCAACAGCAUCAGCGCCUGCCGGAGGUGGCUUCUUGUGUGCUGUCCCUGUUACAAAGAGGACUUAG